Molecule: messenger RNA, 3445 nt
Organism: Mugil cephalus (flathead mullet)
Lineage: Eukaryota; Metazoa; Chordata; Actinopteri; Mugiliformes; Mugilidae
Product: beta-amyrin 28-monooxygenase-like
Exons: 11
Coding region: 226-1491 (421 amino acids)
Biological process (GO): sterol metabolic process
Molecular function (GO): oxidoreductase activity, acting on paired donors, with incorporation or reduction of molecular oxygen; monooxygenase activity; heme binding
Source: RefSeq, a predicted model, not a curated record
ACCUCAGAGAAAGCAGUGACAACAAUGAGAUAGCAGGAAUUUGAUACGGGCUCGACUUCCCGGAUUAAAACUAUUAACAGGCGAUGACAGCAGGAGUUAGUCUGGACCAGGACCCGCUAUUGCUCGAGUUUAGCGUCGGUGUAGUCCGCGAGAAGACCCGGUUCGAUAUCCUGACUGAAUCCAUUUUUAAAGCUUAAAAAAACGCGCCUCUACUCUUGACCCUGAAUGUCUAAAUUACCAGGAAAUGCAGGUGUGCCGGUGCUCGGGGACAGGUCCCUGGAGUUCUACCGGGACCCCGUGAGUUUCUACCAACAGAGGAUCGAAAAGCACGGGAGCAGAGUGUUUCAGACCCGCGUGUUGAACAGACCUUCAACCUUCAUCUGCUCCGUGCAGGGAAUGAGAGAGCUACUGUGUCAGAAGUCCAAUGUGUUCCUGAAGGAUCCAACUGAUCUGAUGACCAACGUGUAUGGUGACACCGUUGUAACCACAAACGGUGAAGAAGCAUGUCUCCUCCGUCUGUCUCUCACUAGCCUGUUCUCAGGAACUUGUUUAGAAUCGUCUAGAGAUUACAUCACCAGUGUAUGUGAACGCCGUCUGAAGGACCUCCGUCUCAGUGGCCAGCCGGAGUGUGUGUACACGGCCUUUAAGAGACUCGGGACGGAGUUGGUGUUGGGCAUUUUUCUGAACGUACGAGCAGAGGAGCAGCCUGAACGUUUCCAGGAAGUCGCGGAGCUCUGCACACAACACUGGCAUGGCCUGAUCUCUGCUCCAGUCAGCCUGAAGGUCCCCCUGUGGUCGUCGGGUUUCUCCACCGCUAUGGACGCCAGGGACAAACUGAUGGACAUCAUCAAAGACAAGCUGGAAAAUGACACACAGGGUUUUGUCGGCACUCUCGGUUCUUUGCCGCUGCCCGACUCCAGCUCUGGUGCCCAGCACCUCCUGCUGUUCAUCUCGGCGCUCAUUCCCAAAGCCCUGGCAUCGCUGCUCACCUCCUUCACAGUGGCACUCAGUGGAAACGAACAGAUGGAGGUCCGUCGUCAGGCCGUAGAAGACCCCGAUUACCUUCACAGAGUGCUGCUGGAGGUGCAGAGACUGUGGCCGCCUUUCAUUGGUGGACGCCGACUAGCAGAUCAGGACACCACCCUCGCGGGGUUUGAAGUCCCAAAAGACUACGGUGCGAUCUAUAUCAGCCACGCUGUCCACCGUGACCCGGAGGUGUUCCAUCAGCCUGACGAGUUCCUGCCGGAGAGAUGGAGCGGGAGGAAUGCAGGCCAGGAGCAUUUCCUGUGUUCGUUUGGCAACGGGUCCAGGAGCUGCAUCGGAGUUAAACUUACUAAUGUCUUCCUCAAGGAAGCUUGCACGUACCUGUUAAAGCACUAUGACUGGUGUUUGGACCCUCCGUCUCAGGACCUCGAGUACAAAUGGCUGCCCGUGUCUCGCCCCGCCAACCCCCCCACCAUCUCCUUCACCCAGCUGAGUACGUCCGUCUAAAGUGACACCAGCUAGGGAUGCACAGUGCGUUUCAUGGUGUACCUGCCGCACACACCGAAAACCAAAUGUACUCUUACCAGAAUGUGGCGGUAAAACAUCUGAAGUGUGUCUUAACGCAGGCAGAGGGCAGAUGGCAAACUGUGAGGCUUUCCCCUGCUGCGGGGAAUACAGUAAUCAUCCUGGGGAAAGCCGCGGAGUGUGCUAGUCUCAGUCUGUUUGUUCCUCUGCCAGAUAUGCUGCAGAUGAUUUAGCAAUGAGUCAUUCUUCCUUUGUUGAAUGUGACACUGCUAGACAAAAAUGUAUGCUCUGUAUUAUUAUUAUUAUUAUUUUUUUUUUUACAUUUUUCUACAUUUUAAAAAGGUUUUAAAAGAUUCACAACACCCACUACGUGAAAGUCUUUGUCUCACUGAACUGUAAUGAAUAUUAUACAUCAAAAAUUGCAUCUAGGUUGAAUUCCUCCCUUUUUUUUCCAAAUCUGCAUCUUCGCUGAGGUGGAAAUCGCAUUUUUCCCUUCGCUGCAGUAUCAAUAUUCAGACCGAUAAAGACGAGAAAACACACAAAAACAGAGGUAAACCCUCAGAUUCCAUCACUGACGGCAAACCUGUCUCGCCCCUCUCCCCCGACCCCCACCCGCCACCUAGCAACCACCACUGCCUAGCAACGGUUCGUCAUACCGGCACCGACUUGCCUCCUUUUAGUAUGCAAGACACACACACACACACACACGAACACACACUAACCUGGUUAUUUUUGAAAGCGUUCAGUUGGCAUCUGAAUCUAAGGUAAACAAUGGUAGAAGGCAUUUCAAGCAACCUCAAUGAUUUGAAUGAAGACUUGAGCUAUUUUGUGUUACAAUAUUGAUAAGAUUUAGUUUUAGGAUGAUAUUUAUUCAUGUGCAACUUAAGUACUUGUGUGUCUUAUCACAUGCAGUGUCUAUAAAGAGUGUUCACCCCUUUUAUUGCUUUUAUAAACAGUGUAAUAUAAGUUGGCUUUUUGUGACAAACAAUAUAUGAAUUCUUGUGAAUAUGGAUUUUUAUAGAGUAAUGUAAUUUACCAGCCAGUCAACCAGGAGCUUCUGCUGAGAAGCAUGAUGCUGCCACCACCAUGUGUCACUGUGAGGAUGGUGUGUUUGGGCUGAUGCAGCGAUGUCCAAAAGUUCAAUUUUGGUCAAAUCAAACCAAAGUUUCUUCUUUCAGUUGACCCUGAAGACUCCCAUGAUUUACCAUCGGCUUUCUCCUCAAGGGCAUCUCUUUUAGCUCCAUCAGAGUGACCAUAGGUGUCCACAUUGUCACGCAACUUGUGAGGAUAAUUUAUUCCAUAUUGUAUAUUUUAAUUAAUUGAACAUCUGUCACUCAUAUUCACCGUGAUUCCAUUUAUAAAAGCAAUAACAUUCAAAUAGGGAAACACUUUUUAUGGGCACCGAAGAUGUUUUGUGUAUAUUUGUGUUUGGCUUUCGUUCAGCUGUGUUUAGUUGAAUGUGUCUUUGUUUUGUUUUAAAUUUUAAUGUAUAAUUUUAUAAUACUGUGACACUUAGUAGUUAUAAUCAAUCUUGAGUUGCUGUUGCUUCAUUAUCUUCUUGUUUCAUAGCAGCUUCAUGGUGCAUUUCUGCCAUCUUCUGAAAUUCCAUCUUCUGAGACUGCUGAUGAGAGAAGAUCUUAUGACAUGCAGUAUACUUCUAUUUAUUGGUCGCAUCUCUUGGCACAUUUUACAUUUUUCCAGCCAAUCAUUCUUGUGAUAAAAUUUAAUUCCAAUGUAGACGUAUUGGUUACCUCUCCUGUCUAUUAUUAGAACCUCUUGUUUAUUCAGCAGUUAUACUUUUCUGUCCAUAGGGAGUCCCGAACCACUAACCUCAUUUCAAGCAUCAUGUGAUUAUAUCAGCAAUUUAAUAAGUCUUUUAUAAUAAUGUGAAUGGAUUGGCUGGCAAUAAAAUCAUUCUUCACUUUUUCAAAUUGCA